CAAAAGGAUGAUCUCAGAACAAAAAUGAAAGCAACUCAAUUGUGUAAAUAAAGCCCUUUUGCUUUCGCCCGAACUCAGAGCCAUGCCAGAGGGAAGAAGCUGCCAGUCCUCCUCCGUAACAGCAAAGAUGGGCAUCGCUUCUCUCCCUUGGAGUCCAGAAACUGGCGCCUGACUCGGCGCGCAGGUGGCUUCCUCAGAGGUGGGACUCAGUUUGUAAAACCUCUUCCAACAAAAGUCCUGACUUGGAGCGGUUGGUGGUACUGCGAUAAUAUUUCAACACUGAAAAGAUGGCAUUCCUUCAUUUCCUAACUCUGUGCUUCCUUAUACUGAUGACUUCCUUAGGUGAUAUUCAAAGUGAGAAACUGAUGGGAGAUAAAUGUGUGUAUGAGGAAGACACCGCGACUGAUGAUUUCAGAUGUAAAGCAGGAAAGCAGAAAGCAGAGACGAUGCAACUUAAGCACUGUCCAGAUGUGACAGGACCUGAUAUGGUCCGUUUCCAAUGUAAAGUAGUCGUUAUUUCAGAACAUGGAAAAAACAUUAGCAUUGAAUGGAAGAAUGACAAUGAUAUUAAAGAAGUGACAUUGCAAUCCUGCUUUGCCAAUGGAAGCAAUUGUUCUGUAACAACUCACAUCAAUAUACGUUCUGGAGAAACUGCUGUUGUCAAUGGAAGAAUUUCACUGAAUAUUAUUCAUAAUUCUUUCACACUGAAUAUCAACGAAGUACAAAUAGCUGACCAAAAAGAAUAUAUGGGCCGUCUUUAUUUUGAGAAGGGAGAAGGAAUAAUGGUAAUAGAUUUAAAAGUUGUCGCACUAUAUCCUGACCUUCCCAUCGCCAUGCAGAAUGGCACUGUUGGAUGUACAACAUCUGGAGGGCAUCUGUCAAGCCAGGUCCAGGAAACCAGCGAGACUCCCAAAUCAAAACAUGUUUCUGUGAAAAAUGAGAGUGGCUCCUUUAACAUCAGUACUCUCCAGUACCUUGCCAGUGAUUUGAUAUACUGCUGCACUCUCAACAACACAAUAAGCUCUGAUACAGUUCGCAUUGCAUCUGAAAAUACCACAUCUCUAAAGAUGAUAUCAGACAAUAUCAUGAAGAACAGCUCCAUUGGGAUUGUGAUGAUCAUCUUGGUUUUGGCUGCUGUUAUUGCAGUGGUUUUGUACCGGAGAAAGAAGACAGGUGUCUGGCAAAGCUGUCCAAUUGCUUAUAUCAAAGUUGCAUUUACCCAGGAUCUUUCCCAAUUGCAGAGAACAAAUUCCACAGAUGAUGAUGUGUGACAAAGUCAGAUAUCCUGCCUGAUCCAAUAUUACACAGUGCUUGGAUUAAGAUAUUAACAUGGAAAGCUGCAAUUGAAAUGGAUGUGAAGUCAAAGAGUUUUGUUUAUAUGACCUGCUGAGCCAACCCACCUCAUUGCUAAUGCCUUUUCUUAUCCAUUCAGAACGAUUUGCACUUUGACUGAAAAAGGAGCCUGCUUACCCAUUUCAGUAAAAAGCAUAUUUCUGCAGGCUUUUGGACAGGAUUCAAAACCCAUUUUUCUCAGACAGUUCCUUUUUACAGCAACUGUGAAUAUAAUCAUAAUGUAGCGACCGGCUAAUGUGGUGAUUCAGAGUUGGAUCUCCUGGGCCCCCUGGGGCAAAUCAGUUCUUUGUGAACAUAUGCAUCCAUCUGGAAAAUAGGGACAAUUGUAACCUAGGUGUAAAUAACAGUAAUAUUCACAUUUAAUGAUGAACUGUGAUUGUUAACUAGGAGAAACAAAAAUCUUCAAAUGAAAACACCUGGCCAGCAGAAGAAUAAGAAGACAUUGUGAGCUAUUUUGGAAGAGCUAGCACCAGCUUACUUCACCAGUUUCUGGAAAACGAGUGUUAUCAAAGCAGCAACGAGCUCACCUGUCCUGAACUAUUCUAAUUUGCCCAGAUUCUCUUAACAACAACUUGAAGUUUGACUUGCCUUCUUUCCUGCAUUUGUUAGCUCUCUCUUUUUGUUUUAUUUGAACAGGAAAAAUGUGCAUUUCAACUAGGAAAAAUGAGCACUUGUUUUUUUAAAAAAGUGUGCUGAAAAUGCAUACUUUCCUCCCAUAGAUUCAAGCAUUAAAAUGCAAAUUCUUUAAAAAACAUAUAUGCAUUUCCCCCCAGCAUGAAUGCAAGCUUAGGAAUUUGCAAACUUUUUAGGAGGGCUUGAUCUUCUGCUCAUGUCUGCACUGCAGACUGCAAACAGGAUAUGUUUGCAUGAUUUGUGAACAUUAAUGAAAUUCUUGUAUAGCCCUAGUUAUACAGUAGCUAGGGCUGUGCACGGACCCCCCACUGGAUUAGGUUCAGAUCCCAUUUCGGAAAGUCGAAUCAGGCACAAUUCAUUUUGGGCCAAUUUGGACCUGUUUCAAUUCACUUUGGAUCUGAAUUGCGAUUCAGAUUUCCGAAUUAUUCGGAUUUUUCAUUUUCUCAUAGGCUUGCAUUGGAAAAAGAAAUGCCUAUAACUUUCAAUUUUCAUGAUACAAAAAUGAAAUUUGGAGACCUUAGAGACACUGUGGAGGCGCUCCUGUCUGCCAAAUUUCAGACAGAUUGGUGAAGUGGAAUCCAUGCAAUCAACUGGUAAAACUUGCUUUUUUCAGGGAAACUACUUAAAGCAAAGUGCUAUAACUUUUUCAUUUUUCGUGAUACAAACAUGAAAUCUGGAUACCUUAGAGACACUGUAGAGGUGCUCAUGUCUGCUAAACUCCAGACAAAUUGGAUCCAUGUAAUCCACUGGUGAAAUUUGCUUUAUUCAGGGAAACCACUCAAAGCAAAGUGCUAUAACUUUUUCAUGUUUCAUGAUACAAACAUGAAAUAUAGGGACCUUACAGCCACUGUGGGGGUGCUCAUGUCUGCCAAAUUCCAGACAGAUUGGUGCAGUAGUAUUUGUGUAACUGACUGGUAAAAUUUGCUUUUUUCAGGGAAAAAUGGAGGAAGACUAACAACUAGAAGAUUUUUUUAAAUAUAAUUUUUAUAUUCUUUUAAAAGGACAAGCAGAAAGAGAAAUAGAGGCAAGAGAUAACAGUGAGAGAAGGGGGAAGUCUCAAGAAAGAUCAAAGUACUAACGCCCAAAAGCACAACAAGCCUAAGCUAGCUAGCCCCAAACAUCCUACUCCAACAGGUCUAACCCACAAUGAACAAGGACAAAGGCAGCUCGAUCUCCUGAUAGUCCUUAAGCCCUCCACCACCAUUGUGGAGGCUGCUGGAGAGAAUUGGGAGUCCUCAGGAGGACUGCGAGAUGAAGCAAACACAUUUUCCCCUCUAAACUCCUCCUCCACCCUCUCUAACAACAAUAAAAAAAAUGUUGCAAGUACAGACAAGCUGUCUGUGCUUGAAAAAAGGUCCAAACCAAUCCAAAUUGAUUUGGACUGUGCCAAUUCAUUUUGGACCAAUUCAGAUCUAUUUCAAUUCGCUUCGGAUCUGUUUCAACGCCCUCUGAAUCACUCGGAUUUGGGAUUUUGAUCCGAGGCGAUGCACUGCCCUAAUAGUAGCCACACUAACUGCCACUGUUGAGCACGUUUGGUCUCAGUCCCACUGAGACUGCUGUCAUAUACAACCCCUUGAACGUAGUGGAGCUUUCAUCUUAAUAUGCCAGGCUGCAUAAACAGACUAUACCUUAGUUUUUCUGUGUGAUUUAAAACUAGGGAUUCACAAAACCUGGGCUCAGAUAAUGAGAUUUAGGAACUGAGUUUCUGCAUCCAGUCUUUAUGGCAAGGAUGAGUAAUGUGUGGUCUUCCAGAUGUUUUGGCCUACAGCUCCCGUUGCUUGUAGCAGAUUUUGCUCUGACUUUGUACUGUUAGUUUUACCCUACCCUGUGCCUGUUUGGUGCAUUCUCUUCCCCUCCUUAUUGUUUUAUUAUGAUUUUAUUAGAAUGUAAGCCUAUG
Elgaria multicarinata webbii is the source of this 3883-nucleotide messenger RNA. RefSeq lists its product as uncharacterized. The coding region runs from base 288 to 1271 and encodes 327 amino acids. NCBI's taxonomy places the organism in Eukaryota, Metazoa, Chordata, Lepidosauria, Squamata, Anguidae. The transcript has 8 exons. The record is from RefSeq and is a predicted model, not a curated record.